AUGAAUAUGUUGAUCCCAAACAUGGCCAUGUCCGACCUGCUGCAUCCAACAUUCCUGUUCCCUAGCUGUUCUACUGGCAGACAUGAACGUUGGCUCGUGGCUCAUUGGUGGUACCCUUGGUCAAGCCUUAUGCAAGCUACAUGACUUUCUUGCAGAUUGUUCUUUGUUAGUAUCGAUUCAGAGCCUGGUUCUGAUAGCAGUGGAUCGAUUUGGAGCUCUUGUAGUGCCACUUCGAUCCCCUGUGGUCACUAGGAGGGUACUAAGAACUCUCAGUUGUCGUAAUGUUGUAAAAAGAAAGCUUUAAGCGAGGUGUAUGUAUGUUUUCUAGUAUUCACUUUUUCAAACGCGAAGCCAGCUAAGAAAUCAAGAACAUGAGUUUAGAAGGAUCAAACUACUUGAAUAAUUUACAUGUUUCAUUGUGCUAUUGCGGCUUUUGAUUAUUAGUGUGGUUCAAAAUUCCCGAUUGAAUUAAAUCAGGGUGGCCUUAUGAUUAAUGAUGGCGUGCAAUUUGCGGUUGUUUGUUCAUUCUUCGAAAUUCAUCCUUGCCGAAAAAAAAGUACAUAUAUGCUUUAAAAUCUCUGAUAUACAUGUAGAUCAACUCAUUCUUGCACCAAUAUUCAGAUUUGGGGAUGUUUUAGUGUAAAAAAUUUAGCCGUAUCCGUGUCAUAAACAGAUAUAAAGACACUCAUUAAACAUAAAUUUUCUUUUUUUUAUUAUUAUUAGUGACUUCUUUUUUUGAAAGAAUCAUUGUCACUCAGCCUAGUAUGCAAAAUUAUAUUUGUACCAACUUCAUUUUAGGUAACAUUUGAGGGAGCUUAAGCGGGCUAUGUCAUGACGAUGUCGCAAUAUUGCUGCUUUACGUCAAUUCUAUGCUUACGUCAUCAGGAGGGUCAGGUGGGCCCUAACCCUCAAGUAGUUGAAAUCAUUUUUGUUUAUUGUCUGACUAUAAUUAGAAAAAACGAAAAGAGUUUUUUUGACAUGAUAUCUCAGCAACAUUACAAAGACAUACUUAGUCAUUUAAUGCAAAUUCAGUAAAUAUGCAGCUUAAUAAGCCUCUUUAACAUGUAUGUUUUGUUUUCCUAGUGGAGGUCCUAGGAGAACUAGACCCUUUGUUUGUUUCUUUGUUUUUUUUUUUUUUCAUAAAUGAUGCGUACAUAUGCAGGUGAAUAAGACGAAAUUUGAAAAGAACUUAUUGCUCUCUUGAGUGCUAUCACAUGACCAAGUGUAUUGGAAAAACAAAAUAUACGAGCUAAAGAGGUCUAUUAUCGACACUUAUCGACGCUUAGGAGUAUUUAUUCAACGUUUUGAUAUAUAUGUACCUUGAUCACUCAGUCGUUAAAGAAGAAUACUAAAACUUUAAUUGACUUACAUAAUAAUUUGCCUCAGUUUGCUGAUCAAUAACAGGAUACAAAGUUAUUAGGUAAAACCUCUGCAGGUGGCAGUAUUUGCUUACAAUUAAAUACAGUGACGCCAAAGUGUUGUCGAUGGUUCAAUAUGAAGCAUAUACAAUAUAUAAAACCAUUAUUUGAACAGUAAAUAUUUUUCAGUGGAAACAAUUCUCAAGAGAACACAAUUGUCGAGAAGUCAGUAAGCAUGAAAAGAACAGUAAAUGGAUCAAGUUUCUGGAGCUGCUCCAGUCUGAUAAAUCCAGAAGCACUAAAAAUUGGACUAACAGUUUCUUAUAGUUUUAUCCUUGUUGUUUCGUUGGUUGGACAUUUUCUCAUCGUCUUAGUUGUUUACAAAACACCAACUUUAAGAAAACCGAUAAAUAUGUUGAUCGCAAAUAUGGCCAUAUCCGACCUGCUCGGUACAUACAUUUCCUCGUUAGUAUCUGUUCGGAGUCUGGUUCUGAUAACAGUGGAUCGAUUUGGAGCUGUUGUAGUUCCACUUCAUUACCCCCUCAUAACUAGCAAGCAGUGUCCAUUCUUCAUUGUCGCUACGUGGAUAAUCGCAAUGGCCGUUCAUUCGUCAUAUCUUGCUGUUUCUAAACUUGUUGAAUACCCUGGAGGAAUGCGGUGCACAAGUCACUGGAGAGAAAACUUCGGAGCAAACGCCAAUAGAAAUUUUGUCUUAGUAGUUGCUAUCGUGUUUUUCUACACGCCCUUUGUCUUGUUGGCGAUACUUUACUCCGUCAUCCUGAUCAAGCUUAAAAGACAAGCCCAUCCAGGUGAGGCAUCAGCCAACGCUGAGGAACAGCGGACAAAAAGAAUCAGAAACGUACUGAAGAUGGCUAUUGCUAUUAAUGUAGUGUUUUUCAUUUGCUGGAUACCAUUGUCCAGUAAGGGGAUGAUAAUCAUUUUUAGUGCACCAGAAAGUUCCAUUUGGUCUUCUUGUAGUUUUUAUCUGUACGAUCGUAUCACCUUGUCUAUGGCUUUGGCAAACUGUGCUAUCAACCCGAUUAUCUGCCUUAUUUUUAGUAGUAGCUAUCGCCAAGCUCUAAAAGAGACUUGCGAAUCGCAGUAA
Messenger RNA from Porites evermanni, 2463 nucleotides. NCBI's taxonomy places the organism in Eukaryota, Metazoa, Cnidaria, Anthozoa, Scleractinia, Poritidae. The record is from the annotation of a GenBank genome assembly.